Molecule: messenger RNA, 865 nt
Organism: Vespa mandarinia (Asian giant hornet)
Lineage: Eukaryota; Metazoa; Arthropoda; Insecta; Hymenoptera; Vespidae
Product: neuroglobin
Molecular function (GO): oxygen binding; heme binding
Source: RefSeq, a predicted model, not a curated record
AUGGGCUGCGAACUUAGCAAGCUGACAGCCGCGAAAUCGCGAAAUCAAAAUGAUCGCGAAGGUUCACCGCCACCUCCUCAAACUACGACGGAUCCAAGACUUCCUCUAACAGCAAGACAAAAAUUUACUGUUAUGGCUAGUUGGAGAGCCGUAGGAAGAGCCUUAGAACCUACUGGUGUCUACAUGUUCAUAAGAUUAUUCGAGGAGAAUGCAGAACUCUUAAAUCUCUUCACCAAGUUUCGGGAUUUAAAAACGAAGGAACAACAAUCGUCGAGCAUGGAAUUGGCCGAACAUGCUAGGACGGUCAUGAUGACUCUCGAUGAAGGAAUUAAGAGUUUAGACGAUAUGGAUACUUUUCUAGCGUACUUGCAUCAGGCUGGUGCAUCGCAUACUAAAAUACCGGGCUUCGAUCGACAAUAUUUUUGGAAAAUCGAGAAGCCUUUCCUAGACGCGGUGAAGCGAACAUUGGAAGAUCGUUACUCAGAAAACGUUGAGAGUAUCUACAAGCUGACGAUCAAGUUCAUCAUCGAAACACUUAUCGAUGGCUUUGACAAAGCACAAAGCGAGAAGGCCAAGUCCUAGUCGUACUCAUCAGAUGAAAAUGCGUCGUCUCUUUUUCUCUUAACGCGCCCUUUCUUUUUCUCUCGCGCACAUGACGUACACCGGUACAUUUCGAAUAGCACGUGCGCGCACGACGCACAAGCAACACGACGGAACACAACACACACACACAGACACGAAAUUAUACACGCACACUGCAUAUGUAUACAUACGCAAUCGAGAAAAAGGCUCGCGAAACAAGAGUUACUCUCAUAUUACAUAUUUUUACGAUCGAUCGCCGGAGUUAUGAUGGGAUUCUAAUUGU